Molecule: messenger RNA, 3741 nt
Organism: Penicillium samsonianum
Lineage: Eukaryota; Fungi; Ascomycota; Eurotiomycetes; Eurotiales; Aspergillaceae
Product: OSBP family protein
Exons: 5
Coding region: 1-3741 (1246 amino acids)
Biological process (GO): piecemeal microautophagy of the nucleus; exocytosis; maintenance of cell polarity
Cellular component (GO): nuclear envelope; membrane; intracellular membrane-bounded organelle
Molecular function (GO): protein binding; sterol binding
Source: RefSeq, a predicted model, not a curated record
AUGUCUGAUAAACCAGAAGGGCAGAAACACAAACGCUCUCGAAGCGCAAUAGCACUUGCCCUCCUCCACCGCGACAAGUCCAAAGGCGAAGAUAAAGACCCCGAUGAUAACGGAGACACCAACUCGGCCACCUCCGUCUCUUCGAGCCCUGGCUCGCUGAAACACACCCGCAGCAGCAGCCGCCACAGCCGUCGCAAACAAGGCCAGGACCCGAGUCCGCCACCGGCCAUUCAAGAAUCCGCCGAGGAUAUGGACACAGUCGAAGACCUGCCUUCCUUGAAUCAAAUGGAGACUGGCAGCAUGUCGCUCGAGCAGUCCGUUCGCACCUUUCGUCUCUUCGAGAUCUUGCGCAGCGGCGACACCACUGCCAUCUCCAAGGCCAUUAAGGAUACCAUCGACCCGCAGGGCGUGAGUUGUCUCAAUGGCACGACCGUCCUCCAUUUGGCUCUGCAGUGCGCCGAGCCUCAGAUCGUGGAAUAUGUGCUGUCCGACGCGGAGGACAUCGAUAUUAACUCGCGAGACCGGGAUGGAAACACGCCACUUCACAUUGCCGCCCAGCUGGGGAGGGGCCCGCUUGUUCGCGAAUUGCUGAACCAUCCGUCUAUCAACGAUUCUAUUGUCAAUUAUCGGGGUCAGACGCCUCUCGAUUUGGCCCGUACCCCUGAAAUCUUCCAGCAGCUUCAGCUUGCGCGGUCUCUCUUCAUCGAUAGCAAGAACCAGGAAAUCCAGGCUUUGAUUGGAAGCUCUGAUUAUAAGGGCUUGGAGGCUUUGCUCGAGGAACCCCGAGUGGAGGGUAUUAUGGAUGUGAACAGCUACGACCUGGUUACCGACCCAACGACAGCCCAUUCCGGUGGCACGCUUCUGCACGAGGGUGCUAGAAAUAAAGAUGCGCAACUCAUUGAAAUCCUUCUGACGCAUGGCGCGGAUCCUUUCCGUCGUGACAAGAAGGGGAAGCUACCGCAGGAUGUUACCAAAGAUGAUAAAACCCGCGCUCUCUUGAAGAGAUCACCCGCUGCUGCUAUUGCUCAGCGCGGUAUUCAGGAAAGGGCUAUUCUCGGAAAUAGUAAUGCUCAGGGCCUUACCGGGCGUGUUUCGAUUGGCGAUGCCCCGCUUGCAGGCAAGGAUGCCCGCGAGAUGAGAGGCUAUCUUAAGAAAUGGACGAAUUAUACAACGGGGUACAAGCUGCGCUGGUUCGUUCUGGAGGAUGGAGUUUUGAGUUAUUAUAAGCACCAGGAUGAUGCCGGCUCUGCCUGUCGCGGUGCGAUCAACAUGAAGAUUGCUAGACUUAGCAUGGAUGCGCAAGACAAGACGCGUUUUGAAAUCCACGGCAAGUCAUCGGUCAAAUACCACCUCAAGGCCAACCAUGUUGUGGAGGCAAAACGCUGGUUCUGGUCCCUUAACAAUGCCAUUCAGUGGGCCAAGGAUGAAGCGAAGGAGGAGGAGCGUCAGCGGUCGAAGAAUGCAGAGGUGCUUCGCCAGGCUAAGAUCGAUCAGACAGAAGGACGCCUUGCGGAUACACCAUCAGAGUCCGGCCUUUCUCACAAGCCCAGCACAAAGGGUCUAGCUCCUCCAUCUUUGGGGGGUGGUAGUAGCAGUGGCACCAGGCUCAGCACAUAUGCAUCCCGCACCACCCUGGAUAUUCCAGCUGGAGACGAGGAUAGCUCCGCUUAUGGCGGUUCUUAUGAUCAGGUCCAUGUUCCAAACGACAUGAACAGAGUAAUCAGUCAUGUCACAUCUGCGCCGGACGGAGAGGUCGAGGAUGAAGAAUUUAUCGACUACGGUUCAAGCCACGAGAAUGAGAUCCCAGCCGCUGAUAAGGAUGCUCUCAAUAUUACCGCACAAUCUGCGAAGCUUCAGUUGGAUCUUCUUGCAAAUGUGGCUGCCUCGCUACAGGCCGAGAAAUCCAAGAAUCCGGAAAUGACCAUUGCGGAUCCAGCCCUCGAACAGGCCCUCGGUGCCUAUGAAGCUGCAGUCAGCAGCCUCAAGGGUCUAGUGCAGAAUCUGCUCAAAAUCUCACGGGACCGAGACUCUUAUUGGCAGUCUCGUCUCAGUAGAGAGGAGUCCAUUCGUCAGAUGUGGGAAGAAAGCAUGGCCCGUGUGGCCCGCGAGCACGAGGAGCUACAAUCCAAGAUGGGCGAGUCCGAGGAGAAGCGGAAGCGGACCAAGCGGGCUCUGAAGGAAGCCCUGGAGAGCGCAACGGGCAGUAGCCGUUCUAUCGCCGGUGUGACACCCCGUUUGCAAACAGAGAACCAGAGUCUUAAGGCCAGCCAAACUGAAGCUGGGGUUACCGAGACGAUGGAUGAAGCAGACCAGCCUACACAGCAACCAUCCGCGAUACCCGCACUCUCUCGCAGGCCAUCGACCUACUCCAAACUCAGCAGUCUCUACGAUUCAGAAACGGACGAGGAAGAAUUCUUUGAUGCUAUUGAUGCAGGUGAAAUCGAGGUAGAGGAUUUCAACGCCGAGAAGAACAACGUGGAACCAUCUAAAGAUGAAAGUGCUGAGCUUCGGGCUGUGAAGAGUACCAUCAUUGCACCCUCCUUUAAGGGUUAUGAAGAUCCCGUUAGAGAGCGACUUAAGAUGGAUGCUGAUGAUCGGCCAAAGAUUUCUUUAUGGAGUAUCCUGAAAUCUAUGAUUGGAAAGGACAUGACGAAGAUGACACUCCCGGUGUCCUUCAACGAACCAACUUCACUGCUUCAGCGAGUGGCUGAGGAUCUUGAAUAUACCGACCUCCUUGAUAUCGCUGCUGGUCGGUCCGAUUCAAUGGAACGCCUGGUCUACGUCGCCUCGUACGCCGCAAGUGAGUAUGCCUCGACCAUCGGCCGUGUCGCAAAGCCCUUCAACCCCCUUUUGGGUGAAACCUUCGAGUACGUGCGUCCGGACAAGGGCUAUCGAUUCUUUGUGGAGCAAGUCAGCCAUCACCCACCGAUUGGAGCUGCGUGGGCCGAGUCACCCAAAUGGGACUACUGGGGUGAAUCCUCCCUCAAGUCCAAGUUUUACGGCAAAUCCUUCGAUAUCAACCUGCUGGGCACAUGGUUCCUGAAGCUGCGACCUUCCUCUGGCGGAGAGGAACUCUACACCUGGAAGAAGGUGACCUCGUCAGUUAUUGGCAUCAUCACUGGGAACCCCACAGUAGACAACUACGGUCUGAUGGAAAUCAAAAACUGGACCACCGGCGAAGUCUGCUACCUCGACUUUAAGCCCCGUGGCUGGAAGGCCUCAUCAGCCUACCAGGUGACAGGAAAGGUCGUCGAUAGCCAAGGCUCCCCCAAGUGGAGCAUCGGUGGCCGCUGGAACGAUAAAAUCUACGCCCGCCACACCCCCGGAUUUGAGGCACCUGUCUCCGGCCAGGAUCCUGAGUCCGACAAGACCUUCUUGGUUUGGCAGGCUCAUGCUCGUCCUACUGGUAUACCCUUUAACCUGACUCCAUUCGUCAUUACGCUCAAUGCUCUCCCCGAGGGCUUGAAGGAGUGGCUACCUCCUACCGAUACCAGACGGCGACCCGAUCAGCGUGCUAUGGAAGACGGUGAGUAUGAUUUGGCUGCUGAUGAGAAGCACCGUGUUGAAGAGAAGCAGCGUGCCAAGCGCAGAGAACGCGAUACCGGUGGCGAGGUCUACGCGCCACAAUGGUUCACUCGUGACAAGUGUCCUGUUACUGGAGAGGAGUUCUGGGCUCAUAAUGGAAAAUACUGGGAGUCCAGAGAUGCGCGUGAGUGGAGUCGAGCCGAGGAUAUCUUCUGA